AUGCAAUUCUCUACUGUCGCUUCUGUCGCUGCCAUCGCCGCUGUUGCCUCUGCUGCCGCUAACGUCACCACCUCGACUGCUCACAAGGAGUCUACCACUUUGGUUACCAUCACUUCUUGUAAAGACCACGUCUGUUCCGAGACCGUUUCCCCAGCUUUGGUUUCCACUGCUACUGUCACCGUCAGCGACGUUGUCACCCAAUACACCACCUGGUGUCCAUUGGAGACUACCACUGCUGCUCCAGAGUCUCACGCUAACACUACCACUGCUACCACUCAAACUGGUGAAACCACCUCUCACGAGAUCACCUCUUCUUACACUGGUGGUGCUGCUGCUAAGGCUUUGCCAGCUGCUGGUGCUUUGUUUGCCGGUGCUGCUGCUCUAUUGUUGUAA
This is a messenger RNA of Torulaspora delbrueckii, 393 nucleotides long. It is a transcript of the gene CCW12, whose product is annotated as Ccw12p. The transcript has a single exon. Lineage: Eukaryota; Fungi; Ascomycota; Saccharomycetes; Saccharomycetales; Saccharomycetaceae. Bases 1 to 393 code for a protein of 130 amino acids. The record is from RefSeq and is a predicted model, not a curated record.